Messenger RNA from Cicer arietinum (chickpea), 3889 nucleotides. RefSeq lists its product as uncharacterized. NCBI's taxonomy places the organism in Eukaryota, Viridiplantae, Streptophyta, Magnoliopsida, Fabales, Fabaceae. The record is from RefSeq and is a predicted model, not a curated record.
GAGACCGGAUGUUGACAAAUUUCAUGUCACUGUUCUUAGAAGCUCGUUUGUUUGUGUGAAGAAUUCUUAUCUAGGAUCUCUCUCUCUUUCUCUUUCUCUCUCUAAAAAAAAAAAUCAAAGCUUCAUUCUUUUUUUCCUUCUUCUCUUCUCUUUAUGUGUGUAUUAUUUUUUUUGAGAGAUAUAGAGAGAGAAGUGGGUGGCCCAGUAGAUCGAAAUCUUCCAUUUUUCUUGAACUUGAUGACGAUCUAAGCUUCUUCAAUGGCGUUGCAACAACACCCACUUUGUUAUUUGUUUAAUAAUAAUAAAUUAUUAUUUUUUGUUUUUUAGUAUAAGUUACCUUUUUUAGCUUUAAAUAGUGGGACUCUAAAAGGCCCUGAAUUCCUUUUUGCUUCUCUUGGUGUUGGUACUAUCUUCAAUGGUAGAAUCCAUGUGAGAUUCUUAAGGUGGAACUGUUCACAGGAUGUGGCUUUGAGGAAUGGGAACCAAGGUUCAGAAUUUACAAGGAUAUUACUCAAUGAGAGAUCUGAAUGAGGAAUCCAGCAGUUGCGGCUGGCCUUUAUUUUAUGGCGAUAAAACACUGAAAAAUGGGAAGUAUUACGAUAAUUAUCUUCCAAGUUCCACCACAGAUGUUUGUUCUGUGCAUGAUAAGGAUGUUGUGAAGCGCAUGAUGCUUGAACAUGAGGCUGUAUUUAAGAAUCAGGUUUACGAACUCCACCGAUUAUACAGAAUACAAAGGGAUUUGAUGAAUGAUUUCAAAAGGAAAGAAUUACAUCGAAACCAGACACCGGUCGAGGCAUCAAUAUGUACAGGUCCCUUGACAUCUCAAAUAACAACAGAAGAGGGAAGAAAAUGGCAUGUUUCUGGCUUUCCUGUUGGAAACUCGGCUUAUGCUAAAACAUCUGUUUCAGGUGCUGCAGGUGGGGUUCAUUCUCCUUUAGGCUCUAUUCAAGGAAUAAGCAACAAUGCCGGUCCCUUUCUGUCCCCAGAUGUUGGAGUGCUUGAGUCCUCCAGACCCUCAAAGGUUAGAAGAAAAAUGUUUGACCUUCAGCUCCCAGCCGAUGAGUACGUUGAUACCGACGAAAGUGAAAAGAUCAGUGAUGAAAAGACGAGUGGUUCAACGUUAUUUCUUCCUGAUAGAAAUUGUAAAAAUGGAAAACAGGAUGAUGUGAAACUUUUUGGUUGUAAUGGUAAGAAGACUCGUAGCCAGGACACUUUAAGAUCAGACCAGUCUUUAAGGGGAAUAAAUGGUUUGGCCGACUUAAACGAACCUAUUCAAGUCGAUGAGACAUAUGAUUCUCCUUGUGUUCACGUUCUGAGUAAUUCCUGUGCCACAACUGAAUGUGUCGAUGUCACUGCCAGUGCCAAACAAAAGUUACAGUUUUCCGGGUUGUCGAGGGAACGUUUGCUAAACUCGUGUCAUGGAACUGACAGUUGGGCUAGAAAUAAUGGAUACUUGGAGAAUAAUGGGAACGGAAAAGAUAUAAUUCCAUCAGUGGCUGAAGCAGGGCAUGCUAAAAGCAACCUACAGCCUGUGCCUCAAGUCCUCAAACUGGAGAAAUCACUUUUAUCUUCCCAAAAAAUGCAACAUUCAUAUGGCAAAGCUCAUGAACCUGUGUCUGAUUCUCUCAGUGGUCAAAGCAAGGCCGAUAUGUGGAAGGAAAAGACAGUUAGUGAUUUACAUGUCAGUGGAAGAAAUCACGAAUACUCGGUUAAUAAACAUCCCGAGUCUAUUCUACCAUUACACAGACCUGAUCUUAUUCCAGUUACUCCUUCUUAUGAUUUAUCAAAGUCUUGGUCUCAUUCUUCCGCUACUUGGGGAACGGCGAGUUGCAGCCUAAGCCAGAAGUUGAUGUCAGUUCAGACACCUCCGUGUCUUAAUGCGUCAGGUGCCAUCAAUAUGAAUUCUCAGUCACAUCAGAGUAAUGGGAAAUUGGAAGAGUUUUGGCCUUUAAAUAUCAAUCCCAAGCCUAAUCCAGGUAUUCAAUGUGAUGCACCAUUGCGGAAUGGGUUUUAUCCCGGGUCUUCGUCUGGCUCCAAGGAACCAUCUAUGAACAUGUCUUCAAUUAGCUAUGACUAUCUGAAUCAUAAUAAUGAUAGGAAGCUAAUUCCUGAACAUUUCAUCAACAAUGGUUCAACAAAAUACAAUGAGGGUUCAAAUUCAAAUUGCAAUGAGAAGAAGUCUGGAAAAGACAUUGACUUAAAUGCGAUUCUUUCUAACGGUUCAUUCAGUAACAACACAGUUCCUCGGUCAGGUGUUGGGAUAAUGGAUGGAGAUGCGGCAUUGUCUUGGCUUAGAGCGAAGACUACUUGUAAGAAUAACGUACAAAAUACCGAUAUAAGCUCGAUUACUGCAGGAGAGACAAGUUUUUUUCACACUGCUUUGCUGUCCGUGAAAGGUGAAACUGGAAAGGAGCCUAGAGGAAAAUUUAUGCAGAGUUUAACAUCGGUUUCGUGUUCUAAUGAUCAAAGGAGGAAUGAGGUAAGUGAAAGUUCGAGUAAUAAGAAAAUUCUCGGUGUUCCGAUAUUCGAUAUGUCUCAUAUUUCUCCCAAGAAAGAGUUGUCUUCAAUCACUUCUCCCAAAAACCGGAUGUUUGAUAUGAACUUGCCUUGUGAAGCUAAUGAUGUUGAGUUUGACAAAGAAGGAUUCACCGAAACCGUUGUUAGUAAGACAACAUCUCCUAGAGCAGAUGCAGACUCUAGAAAUCAAAUUGAUCUGAACUUAAGUAUGAGUGAGGAUGAAGGAUCUUUCACAACUAUACCCAGUGCCAAUUCAAAAAUGAAGGCAGAGAUAGAUCUUGAAGCCCCUGCUGUUCCUGAGUCAGAGGACGAUAUCAUAGCAGAAGAAAAGCAGCUUGAAACUUCUCUUGCAUCACCACAAGUUCUGCAAGAUGCUGCCGAAAAUCCACAGGAUGAUGAACUUGUGAGCAAUGCAGCAGAAGCAAUUGUUGUCCUUUCGUCUCUUUCUUGUGAUCAAGUGGAUCAUGUGAUCGAUAGUCCAUCAGAAAGUCCAAUGCUGGAUCCACUAAGUUGGUUUGCAGAUGUAGUUUCCUUGUGUAAAGAUAAUCUCGAGAGCAAGUGCGAUGAUUCGAGGGGAAAAGACUGUGAGGACAAUAACGAGGAGUCUUCCUCCAAAAGAUUUGAUUAUUUUGAGUACAUGACAUUGAAAAUUGAGGAAACAAAGGAAGAAGACUACAUGCCAAAGCCUCUUGUUCCGGAAAACUUCAAAGUGGAAGAAACAACUAGUACUUUACCUACUCGAACGCGAAAGGGUCCUGCAAGGAGAGGGAGGCAGAAGAGAGACUUCCAAAGGGACAUUCUUCCGGGAAUUGUAUCACUAUCAAGGCAUGAAGUAACAGAAGAUCUUCAGACAUUUGGAGGGAUUAUGAGAUCAACAGGUCAUUCAUGGCAAUCAGGACUAACUCGGAGAAACUCGUCUAGGAAUGGUCGUGGGAGAGGGAGGCGGCGAGCGCAGGUUACACCCUCUCCCUCGCCACCUGCGGCUACGAAUGAAACCAGCACAACUUUGGUGCAGCAACUCAAUAACAUUGAUGUUGCAUUGGAGGAUAGGAGCUUAACAGGUUGGGGCAAAACGACUCGAAGGCCACGCAGACAAAGGUGUCCGGCCAGUACUCCUCCAUUGAUCCCAAUAACAUAAUCACCAUAAGAGGCUUAAAAUUUUUAGAUGUGAAUUUAUAGAGGUAAGCAUGGUCAAUUCCAUAUUUGAUUGAACACAUGAUGUUCUCAAGCAUUGGGAUUUCUCUUGUAAAAUUCAUCUUUAGAUGAUACCAACAUGUAUUAUUGUUAAAUAAUGUUGCAUGAUUUAUUCUCAUUAUAUUUUUACAGAACUAUUGAGAUACAUUAAUACAGUGCUCUCUUCAAUUUCGUACUA